Dioscorea cayenensis subsp. rotundata (Guinea yam) is the source of this 3506-nucleotide messenger RNA. RefSeq lists its product as uncharacterized. Gene Ontology annotation, cellular component: CCR4-NOT complex. NCBI's taxonomy places the organism in Eukaryota, Viridiplantae, Streptophyta, Magnoliopsida, Dioscoreales, Dioscoreaceae. Bases 93 to 2879 code for a protein of 928 amino acids. Gene Ontology annotation, biological process: protein ubiquitination. The record is from RefSeq and is a predicted model, not a curated record. Gene Ontology annotation, molecular function: ubiquitin-protein transferase activity; RNA binding. The transcript is spliced from 14 exons.
GUUGUUCUUUGGGUUUUAAGGAUUGCAGCUCUCGUUCGACGGAUUUGGUCCUCAAAACCCUAGGUCUCCGUGUUGUGAGGAAACCAGAAACAAUGAGUGACAAAGAGGAGAGGACCUGUCCUUUGUGCAUGGAGGUUAUGGAUCUGACAGAUCAGCAGUUGAAGCCAUGUAAAUGUGGUUAUGAGAUAUGCCUCUGGUGUUUACAUCAUAUAAUGGAAAUGGGAAAGGAUGAUAGCAAGGGAAAGUGUCCUGCAUGCCGUAAUCCCUAUGAUAUGGAGAGGAUUUUUAGAAUGCCAAUCAGUAGUAAACUGCAAGCAGAAUUACAUUCUGAGAAGAAGCUGAAGAUGCGGAAAGAAAAAUUAAAAACAUCAGAACAGCUAAAAGAUCUUGCCAACAUCCGUGUGGUUCAACGUGAUGUUGUUUAUGUUGCUUCAUUACCUGUUAAUAUAGCAAAUGAGCAGACCCUCUGGAAGAAAGAAUUCUUUGGACAAUACGGAAAAAUUCGAAGGAUUUUUAUUUGCCAAGCCACUAAAGCCAUUCAGAAUUGUUCAUCAACCAAAUUGUGCAAUGUAUAUGUUACGUUCUCAAAAGUAGAGGAAGCUGCUCGGUGUAUUCAAGUUGUCAAUGGCUUCAUUCUGGAUGGGAGACCUUUGAAAGCAUGUUUUGGCGCUGCAAGAUACUGUGAAUCAUGGUUAAAGAAGAAGCCCUGUAAAAACCGGAACUGUAUAUAUCUACAUGCUGUGGGUGUACCGGAAGAUACUUGCACAAAAGAUGAGGUGUUCGCAAUAUGUUCCAGUAAACUCCGGCAAUUAGGGAUUGAUAUGGAUUAUCACCCACGACGUUCAGGAAGUCGCUUUCCUCCACCGGUUGAGAACUGUAAACAUAACGUUACAACAUUCAGACCUCUUCCUCAGUCAGCUAUAUAUGGUAAAUGUCAUAAUUCUGAAGGCCUGCAUCCAACUAGUGAUCACAGAUUAUCUGAUUUUCUUCAAGAAUUUCAUUGUGGUCAAGAGGUCACAUUUGGAAGAACAUCAUAUUUGAAUGUUGUUUCACAAGGUCUUCAGAGUGAUUCAAAAAAAUUGGGUAAUUCUUUGUCUUCCAAACAUGAAAAGGUACAAAUAUCAGGACAAUCAUCAUCUAAAGGCCAACUUAACAAGGAGAUGGUUAUGGUGAACAACCACAGACUAGUGUCAGAUAGGUUUCAAGAAAAGAUUACAUCAGAAAAACCAUCUCUCAAGAACGAUUAUUCAGAAACAUCCAUUUUCCAGGAUAUAAAGGCUCAUGUAGAGACAGGCUCAGUGUUGAAAUAUUCUGGGAGCACAACAUCUGCACUUUUUGAGAAUAAUGCUAGGGCGCAGACCUUUGUCCAACAACAAGUUCCUUCAGUUAAGCUUGAAUCCACUAAGCUGCAGUCUAAUUCUCAUGAUUCUGUUGAUUGCUCAGCUGGGAUGAGAUUGGAGAAUGAAAUCUACCAUGAUCAUAUUUUUUGCUUUGUUCCAGUAUCUCCCACUUCCUCUAAACUGGUUACUUCUACAUCAGAAUCUGAAACUUUGGCCAUUAACCAGACCACCAAAACUGCUCCUAUCUUCCAAAAUGUGCCGCUAACUGCUGAUCAGUUUGCAAGGCCUUCAUCUUCAGCAUCUUGGAUCUCAACCACUCAAUUGGAAGCUGAAAAUAAGCUCUCCCUUUUUGAUAUUCAAAAGGUUAAAAAUGAACCUGGUAUUUCAGUACCCUUUUCUUCUGAUUGUGUGAGGAGGUCUCUUAAAGGUGAGCAAGAUAACUUUGAAUUUCAGAGUGAAUCUGUGGGUUGUCAUAGAGAAAUUUCCAAACUUCUGCAAGGUUAUGUUCCAUCUAGGCAUACCAGUUCAAAAGAUCACAUUGGCCUGCAUUCUUUGCAAUGCCAGGAGGAUGUUAACUCCAAAGCAGUUGGUUUCAUAACAUGUGAAUUUGAAGGUUCAGGAGAAGUUGAUGUUACAUCAGAUCUGUUAUCACUAGACCUUGGUCGCAAUGAUAGUAUACUGGACAAUGGUGGCCUGGAAAAAGUAUUUUAUGAUUCUAGUGAUUCAAGGCACCCCUCUGAAAUGUUUAGUCCUGGGAUAUUAAGCAACAACUAUGCUUCGAAGUUUUCUUUUUCAAGGAUAGACACAGCUGAUCACUCGACGAAUGACUUGUGGCAGAAGGAUAAUGCUUACCUGCCGGAUACUUUUGAAGAAAAUUUUAUCUAUAGGAACAAACUUCUUGAUUAUCCUUCGGACUUGGAGAUUGCAAGCGAUUCCUAUCUUCUGCUAAAUUUGCAUGAGUCAGAUUCACUAGCUUCCAAGCAAGGGGAGUAUCAAUUGUUUGGAGUCCCUUCCAAGAAAAUUUCAGUGUCUGCACCUCUUGUUUUCUCCCAACCUGCAACUUAUCAGAAUCAAGCUCAUUGUAUACCUCAGACAUCUGCUACAGUGUUUACUCAAGGAAAUCUUCCACAGCCAGCGAAAAAGCCCAUUGUUUCCAAUUUUGACUCCAAUUUGCUUAGCAGGUCUAAUAAAGAUCAGAAGUUUACGUUUCAAUCAAAAUUAGUAAACUUAAAUCCAGGCUCAGCUGCAGUUGGUGAAAACAACAUAAAGGACACGGCUUCGCAAGAUGCUUUGCUGAAUUAUUGUGGAGCAUGGAGUUCUUGCAGUAUGAGUAGUUUGAUUGCAGCCGAGUCUGUGCUUCUAGUCAGAGGCAGUGAUUCUAAUUUGGAAGGGAUCUCCAGAUCUGAUCAUGCUAAUUCACAUUAUGAUUAUUCAAGACAGUUCCAUGAUCAUGGGGACUACAAUUGUCAGUUACCUGACACUAAUUGUUUCUAUAAUGUAGCAUUGGAGCAGAUUUGGUGUAUGCAUGAUAGAUCUUAAUCUAGCAUUCACAUGAUUGACAGCUCACUUUUUAGUUGCUAUUAUGUUCAGUGGAUAUGUGGGUAAACGUUGUCACAGUGGAAUAUCCGCCCGUGCAGUUUAUAUAAUCCUGAGGCAGCUUAACACUCUAUGAGUCUAUUUGCAGAUUUUACCAGGUAUACAAGUUGUGGAAGCUCUGAUUGAGAUGACCCAGAGUGUCUGGUUUGGUGUACUCAAGGCCAGAGCAAUAAUUUCUCAAAGCUUUCAUUUUUCACAUGUAUCAUCACAUGUCUCUCAAAACAUACAAAGCCACAGAAUGCUUAUUUCCAUGUGCAACUAUGUCUAGGACAAAUCUGUGCCAGUCAUUAAAACGACAAAAAGAAAAUACUAGUUUUACUUACCAGUUUCAGGAUUUACUUUCAGGAUUUUUGUGCAUGCCUCCCUGAAAUCUACAGUUUUUGCCUAAGCCUCCCAGCUUUCAGGGAGGUGAAUGCCCCUACAUGUCAUAAGUUCAAUCCUGAUGGCCUUGAACGUGACGUUUUUGUGGACAUAACGUAAACUGUGUGGUUUGCUUGUUGGAUCUGUUAUGAAUUUGGGUCCACUUUAUUUUCCUCUUGUAGAGCUCGUUAUAAAUAUGUUAAAACGGAA